Messenger RNA from Lagopus muta (rock ptarmigan), 1182 nucleotides. Its product is annotated as WD repeat-containing protein 27-like. Gene Ontology annotation, molecular function: protein binding. The record is from RefSeq and is a predicted model, not a curated record. Lineage: Eukaryota; Metazoa; Chordata; Aves; Galliformes; Phasianidae.
AUCCAGGUUGCCGGAGUGCCUCGUCCAGGUGGCGUGCGGACACCAGCACUGCGCCUUCCUGCUGAAUCGCCACGAGCUGUGCGUCUGGAAUACAGCUGGCAGCCCUGCUGCACAGGGUUAACACCUCAAGGAAUUAUCAUUGGAACUCUUCUGAGAUUGGUUCUUCAUGUAAGAUUUAGUCCAGAUGAUCAACAGGUGGCAGUAUGUGCUGAAAAUCGAAUCUACGUGUUAAGUGCAAAGAAUGAAGCUAUACUAGUUAAAUUGAAUGGCCACCUGGCUCCAGUGACUGCUGCUGAGUUUUGCACGUGGGAGAAAAAUAUGCUUAUAUUGGUGUCUGAAGACAGAAGCUUCAAGGUAUGGGACUAUUCUACUGGAGUGUUGAUGUCAGGGAUAUUAGCAGCAUUUCCUUUGCUAAGUCUACUAAUUGAUGAAGAAAAGAGACAGAUCAUCACUGGAUGUGCUGUAGGACAGCUUUGGAUCUUCAGUUUAAGCAGUGAUCAUAGUUACCGUUGUGUGGCACAUACUGUUAAAGAGCAAGAGAAAUUCUAUAAUAAAAUCUGGAAAUCUGAAGAAGAAUUAGGUGAAAGGCAAAAUGCUUGUGAGCUUUGCAAAACAAACAGCAUGAAACCAGAGGGGUCAGUGGAAGCAUCAUUGCCUGUUCUCCUAAUUGAACACUGUGACUAUUCAGUAUGUUUCCACAAUGAAGAAAAUAUAUGCUGUGCCCAGAAUAGAAGCUAUUUUUGGAUAGGAACCUCUACUGGCUUAUUAUUAAUAAAUUUAAUAAAAAUAAAUUUAAUAAACUUGGAACUGGAAGCGUUUUUAUGUUACAAAGAUUGCAGUGGCCUCAGCAUUCGAUUUGCUAGAUUGUGUUCAUUAAUGAAGAAAGCAGUUAAUGGAAAGGUUUUAUGCUUGAUCACUUCAAUGUAUGAAGACAUCAUUGCUGUGUUGGAAGUUAACCCUGCUUCGUUGGUGACAUCUCAGCAGAGUGGUAUUCUUAAAAGUGGAAAUGAAGGGAGUCUAUCAGUCAUUGCCAGGUGUUCUCUGUUGCCAGCAUCUCCACUGUGUGAAAAUUUAAAUAAAAAUAAAAAACGUCCAAGUGAAACACAUGGAGUGAAAAGCACCGUGAAAGAUCAACCACUGGUUUUUCAUAAUAAAAAAGGUUAUACAGCUGCACCACAGUGA